CUUUCCAACAAUUCAACAGCUCAAGGAACUACCAAGCAUUCUGCAGUACAAUGAGGAGAGCUCUACUUCCAUGCCUUCUCCUUGCUGUCACCGGAAUCCACCUCACCAGAGGCCAUACCUCCCAACCUGUGGCUGAAAGCACUGCACGCUUGGCAGGGGAUUUGUCCCGGGUUCUUUCUGUCUCCCGGAAAAAUGAGAACAUUCUCUAUUCUCCACUUGGAGUUUUGUUGGCCCUCGGGGCAAUCCACUUAGGAGCCAAGGGAAAAGCACGCGAUGAGAUCAGGCAACUUCUCAACCUGCAAGGAAAUGAUGCAGGUGAAGCCUUCAAGCCGCUUCAGACACUGUUCUCCGUCCCCUCAGAAGGAAAGGCAUUUACAUUUAAUCUUGCCAAUGCCCUCUACCUUCAAGAAGGAUUCAUGGUGAAAGAACAGUAUCUCCAUAGCAACAAGGAAUUCUUUCAGACAGCUGUAAAGCUGGUGAAUUUCCAAGAUACGAAAGCUUCCGCAGAGGCCAUAAGUACUUGGGUGGAAAACAAAACAGAUGGUAAAAUCAGGAACCUCGUGGCAAGUGGAGACCUUGGUCCCUUGACUAGACUUUUGCUGGUGAAUGCCCUUUUCUUCAAAGGGGACUGGAAGCAGACGUUCAAAGCAGAGGACACCAGUUGGAUGCCUUUCACUAAAAGUGACGGUUCGGUGACUGAGAUACCGAUGAUGCAUCUUCAGCUCAAAGCAAAGCUUGGUCAUUUCUCUGACCAUAAUGUGAGCUACCAAGUCUUGGAGCUGCCGUACAAAGGAGAGGAAUUCAGUUUCGUGCUGAUCCUUCCAGCAGAAGAUGUGCCUAUAGAAGAGGUCGAGAAACUCAUUACAGCCCAGCUGAUGAAAAGCUGGUUUGCUGAGAUGGAAGAGGAUGAGGACAUAGAAAUCAGCCUUCCCAGGUUUAAAAUAGAGCAAAUGGUGGACUUGAAAGAGAUUAUCCAGCCUCUCAACGUUACUGAGAUUUUUAAUAAUGGCUGUGACCUUUCUGGAAUAACAGAUUCUGCUGAUGUCCACAUUUCUAAAGCCAUUCAAAAAGUCUGUUUUGAGCUGCAUGAAGAUGGGAGUGAAGCAGCAGCGUCUGCUGGCAUGCAUUUGACAGCAAUCAUGAGCCUGUCCCGCAAGCAGGUUGUGGCAAACCAACCAUUCCUCUUUAUCCUGAGACAUAACUCGACAGGGUCCAUUGUAUUUAUGGGGAAGCUGGCCAAUCCUGACACGCAGUCGCAAAAGAGAAGAGACAGAGACUCUCUUUGA
Podarcis muralis (Common wall lizard) is the source of this 1286-nucleotide messenger RNA. RefSeq names its product serpin family I member 2 (gene SERPINI2). Gene Ontology annotation, biological process: negative regulation of endopeptidase activity. The record is from RefSeq and is a predicted model, not a curated record. Gene Ontology annotation, molecular function: serine-type endopeptidase inhibitor activity. Lineage: Eukaryota; Metazoa; Chordata; Lepidosauria; Squamata; Lacertidae.